AUGGACCCUACCGAGAGCGACGCUUCAACAAUACUGACGGACUAUCCAGUAUCGAGUGCUUCCAGACCAUCCUCAGCCUCAGCCUCGUCCGUUACGUCUCUGUCGUCAAUCUCCGAUGACCGAACAAAUUCCCUGCCCCUAGGCGCUGCUACCUCCGUGUACUUUGAGAUCCGUGAUACUCCUACGGCCGGACGCGCCGUCUUCGCCACCAGAGACAUUGACGCGAGCACUCUGCUGUGGCGCUCAGACGAUCUCACCAUCUCAUCUCUCCUUCGGGAGUACAGGCGUGAAGUCUGCGGACAGUGCUUCGGAUACAACUACGGCAGAGAUUUGAGCAUACAAGACCAAACAGUCGGUUUCGCCUUCUGCUCGAGUGAAUGCCAGAAAGUCUGGCGGCAAGAGGCUGGCGAGGUAGGUAUCCAGGCCUGGGCCGAAGUCAAGAAACUGGUCAGCAAGAAGAGUAAACGAGACGACGAACUGGUUGAUAUUAACCUGGCACGACCCAACGAAAAUGAGAUUGCGCAAGCAUGGGACGGUACUAAGGCACAGGCAGCGCUGAUCCGAACGCUCAGAAUGGUGGAGCUGAUGGACGAUGCCCGGAACGGAGACGAACCGCAGACCCUGACAGUGAAGGGCAACACGGGCGGACUGAUCACCAAGCAGCACCGCAAAGCCGUACAGAAAGCACUUCAACAACCCGUUCAGGCCGACAUUAUGGGAUAUUGUGUUGGCGGUAUCAUCGCUCAGUACGAGAACCCCCAGAAAUGGGAGCACUUGCUCUCACUCGCAGUGGAUUCGACGCCUUACUCCAGCGCCGGCGACCUGGAAGCCUUCACUCGCACCUAUCUGCAGCUGCUCGCGAUUCUUCCUCUGCCCCUGCUCCCCUUCACCACGCCCGAGUCACUCUUCCUCCUCUCCUCGCGCGAUAGCCACAACGCGUUCGGCAUCCGUUCUUUGGAAGAUGAAGGAUCCGAGCUCUUCGGGUUCGGUUGCUGGCCCGCAGCCAGCUACUUCAACCAUUCCUGCGGCCCAAACGUCGAGAAGAAGAGAGUGGGCAGGGCGUGGGAGUUCAGGGCUGCAAAUAAUGUCGAGAAGGGCGGGGAAUUAUGCAUCACUUACUUGGGUGGAGAGGAGAGGAAGUUGUCGAGGGAGGCGAGGAUGUUGACGCUGAGAAGAAACUGGGGCUUCGAGUGUCAGUGCAAGAGGUGUAAGGAAGAAGGUGGAAUGAAUACUGUUUGA
This is a messenger RNA of Colletotrichum higginsianum IMI 349063, 1239 nucleotides long. RefSeq names its product TPR domain-containing protein. Gene Ontology annotation, molecular function: protein binding. The record is from RefSeq and is a predicted model, not a curated record. The transcript has a single exon. Lineage: Eukaryota; Fungi; Ascomycota; Sordariomycetes; Glomerellales; Glomerellaceae. Bases 1 to 1239 code for a protein of 412 amino acids. Gene Ontology annotation, cellular component: nucleus.